This is a messenger RNA of Galendromus occidentalis (western predatory mite), 1274 nucleotides long. It is a transcript of the gene KdelR, whose product is annotated as ER lumen protein-retaining receptor. Gene Ontology annotation, cellular component: membrane. Gene Ontology annotation, molecular function: ER lumen protein retrieval receptor activity. The record is from RefSeq and is a predicted model, not a curated record. The transcript has 3 exons. Gene Ontology annotation, biological process: protein retention in ER lumen. The coding region runs from base 157 to 795 and encodes 212 amino acids. NCBI's taxonomy places the organism in Eukaryota, Metazoa, Arthropoda, Arachnida, Mesostigmata, Phytoseiidae.
GUUGGUGUGUGGUGUGUCUGUGUCGGCGGCCCCGAGAGCAGCCGCAGUGUGCUCUCCCUGCUGCUGUAUAGGGUGUUUGGCCACGUCAGUUCGCUGUUGAUCCGGCCGUGCACUUAGCAGGAUUCUGUCUUCCCGCGCACCGAAAACAACCUAAAAAUGAAUCUGUUUCGACUACUGGGGGAUCUGUCCCACUUGUUCGCCAUAAUAAUACUGUUGCUGAAGAUUUGGAAAACUCGAUCGUGCGCCGGCAUCUCGGGUCGUUCUCAGCUGCUCUUCAGCAUUGUCUACGCUGCUCGGUAUUUGGACUUGUUCACGUCAUUUAUUUCGCUGUACAACACUGUGAUGAAAGUCAUCUUCCUUGCCGCAUCGAUUGGAACGCUUUACCUGAUGUGGGUGAAAUUCAAAGCUACCUACGACCGUAACCACGACACAUUCCGCGUGGAGCUUCUUCUCGGACCCUGCGCGCUCCUCGCCCUCGUCAUCAAUCACGAAUUCACUUUCAUGGAGAUUCUGUGGACCUUCUCGAUCUAUCUUGAAGCCGUGGCGAUCCUACCGCAACUGUUCAUGGUCUCGAAGACAGGCGAAGCCGAGACUAUUACAUCGCACUAUCUAUUCGCUUUGGGUUCAUAUCGUGCUCUGUAUGUCCUCAACUGGAUGUACCGAUACUACGCGGAGAACUUCUACGACGUGAUUGCUAUAGUUGCGGGAGUCGUCCAGACCGUAUUGUACUGUGAUUUCUUCUACCUUUACGUCACGAAGGUCAUCAAAGGGAAGGCUUUGAAAUUACCCGCGUAGACCUUCGGUAGAUUAAAAUUGAUGAAGACCUGAAAGAGCGAGAGAAAGAGAGAAAGAAAGAUAAGCGGUGUUAGUUUUUAUCGAGAAGAGCGAGAUGUGAAAGGUUUCAAAUUUAUGAAGCAUUUUGUAAAUAAAAGAGAGUUUCUAUUGUAAUGUACUAUCUGCGUGAAUACGAGAUUUCAUUCCAAGUCGAAACGGCGCUCGACAGAAGGAAGCUCAAAAGGUGGCGGGAACCUGAUGAAUGGCGGAAGGUCAUCGUGGACUCAUGCGUCUCCUCACCAUCGAUGCGCAAUUUCAGCUCUGGGGCCGGAAUAGAACGCACACCCCGACCCGAGGGCGCUAGUGUUCCUCGCUCGAGCUAGAACCCCUAACAGUCAUGCAUGAUUCAAACUUUUCGGCCUAUGUUCAAGCAUGAGUGCGUGCGUCCAGUUGUCAAGCGAGAAGUCCGAGAAUAAAGGAUACAACUGAACACCCUCAAA